Strongylocentrotus purpuratus (purple sea urchin) is the source of this 786-nucleotide messenger RNA. RefSeq lists its product as uncharacterized. The transcript has a single exon. Gene Ontology annotation, molecular function: nucleic acid binding. NCBI's taxonomy places the organism in Eukaryota, Metazoa, Echinodermata, Echinoidea, Camarodonta, Strongylocentrotidae. Gene Ontology annotation, biological process: DNA integration. The coding region runs from base 1 to 786 and encodes 261 amino acids. The record is from RefSeq and is a predicted model, not a curated record.
AUGCUGGUGAAUCAUCCUAAGGAUGAGGAAGAGAGCAUUUUCCAUUACACUCACCUAGAUGAGUUCCCACUGACAUCCCAAGAGAUUGCUACUGCUACAGCUAAGGACCCAGUUCUAUUACAAGUGUUGCAGUAUACACGGAGAGGAUGGCCCAACUCGGUGGACAAUGAUGUUCUUGAACCAUAUUUUCAUCGCCGACAUGAGCUUUCAGUGGAGCAAGAUGUCUUAAUAUGGGGACUAAGAGACAUCAUACCAGAUUGUCUGCAGACCAAGAUGCUGACAGAACUACAUGAGGGUCACAUCGAUAUGAGUCGUAUGAAGAGCUUGGCUAGAAGUUUCUUCUGGUGGCCUAAUUUGGACAAGAACAUUGACUCGCUGGCAAGGAAUUGUCACACUUGUCUCAAUAUGUGGAGUCAGCCCACGGAAGCGCCGCUUCAUUCAUGGAAAUGGCCUUCAAGAGUUUGGGAGCGAGUUCAUGCAGAUUGUGCAGAGCUAGAUGGCCAACAUUUCUUUGUACUAGUUGAUGUUUACUCCAAAUGGAUGGAAGUCUAUCCAAUGAGAACUACAACAACUAGUGCUAUGAUUGAUGUACUACGGCACAUAUUUGCUACCCAUGGACUUCCUGCACACUUUGUAUCAGAUAAUGGACCGCAAUUCAUUUCUGCACAUCUUGCCGUGUUCUUCAAGAAGAAUGGAGUGAAUCACAUUCGAGUUCCACCUUAUCAUCCUUCUUCUAACGGAGCUGCUGAACGUUGCGUUCAAACCUGUGAAUCAUCUGUUUUAUAA